Doryrhamphus excisus (bluestripe pipefish) is the source of this 4746-nucleotide messenger RNA. Lineage: Eukaryota; Metazoa; Chordata; Actinopteri; Syngnathiformes; Syngnathidae. The record is from RefSeq and is a predicted model, not a curated record.
UUCCACGGAUGUUGAGAGUUACUGUUUAUAAAUCUACAGCCGAAACUUUGCAGUGAAACCCAAGUUUCUGAUAACUCCACGGUCACCCGAAGGCAGCACAGGUCCACCCGCCGGUUGCGGUGAUAUUGAGAGGUCAAUCGGCUUCAAAUUGAAGCGAAACAGGAAGCCAAGAUGUCUGGAGAGCUGUCAUUCAACAUUAAUAUCAAAGAGCCACGAUGGGACCAGGGAACGUUUAUGGGCCGAGCCAAGCAUUUCUUCAUGGUCACAGACCCCAGGAACGUCCUCCUGUCCUCUCAGGCUCUGGAGGAGGCCCGAGUGAUUGUGGAGAACUACAGAGCUGGUAUCGUGACGCCCGGCCUGACGGAGGAUCAGCUGUGGCGAGCCAAGUACGUGUACGACUCCGCCUUCCACCCCGACACCGGGGAGAAGAUGUUCGUGAUUGGCCGGAUGUCUGCUCAGGUGCCCAUGAACAUGUCCAUCACUGGCUGCAUGCUCACGUUCUACAGGACAACUCCGGCUGUGGUGUUCUGGCAGUGGGUUAACCAGUCCUUCAACGCUGUGGUCAACUACACAAACCGCAGUGGAGAUGCACCCAUCACUGUCAAUCAGCUUGGUGCGGCCUACGUGAGCGCUACUACCGGCGCCGUGGUCACCGCCCUGGGACUCAAGUCUUUGGCCACGCGUCUCCCGCCAAUCGUCAGCCGCUUCGUGCCAUUCGCUGCCGUGGCCGCCGCAAACUGCAUCAACAUUCCCUUCAUGAGACAGAGGGAGUUGAAGUACGGCAUUCCCGUGACAGAUGAGAAUGGAAAGCGGUUAGGCGAGAGCGUCAGUGCGGCCCAGCAGGCCAUCAUGCAGGUCGUGGUGUCCAGGAUCGGCAUGGCAGUGCCGGCCAUGGCUAUCCCCCCCGUCAUAAUGAACGCUUUGGAAAAGCGAGCCUUCAUGAAGCGCUUCCCAAUUCUAAACGCUCCGGUCCAGGUGGGGCUUGUGGGCUUGUGCCUGGUGUUUGCCACGCCUUUGUGCUGCGCCCUGUUUCCGCAAAAAAGUUCUAUGAGUGUGAGUGGGCUGGAGGCGGAGCUUCAGGAGAGGAUACGACAAAGCAGCCCGAGCACCAGCAUGGUCUACUUCAACAAGGGCCUGUAGUAUGGUACCAAGCCAUUCAUUCAUACUUUUAGUUGGUCUUCUGCAGUGUAUUUUGGAUGUUGCUAACGUUACUGAUGUGUGCGUUUUAACGAUUGAACCGAUUUGACGUGAAUGUAACAUCAACCAUUGAUCGUAUUAGGUGCACCGCUACACUGGAACCUGUGAUUUACUUUUAUUCGUAUAGCUCAAGCCUAUUCUCCCUGGUCAACUGGUGCACCUUCUUCCUUGUCAACUUCCCUUUAAGUGAAGUACACUUAAAGGGAAGUACAGACCUUUUUAUUGCACAUUUUAUUAUUAUGUUUAUGAGUCGCUUCUACAAUUAUGAAGAAGUGCUACAACAUUCGGCAGAUUACAACGUGCCCUAAAUACGAGUUUGCCCGCUUAGCUAAUUUGACACUUGAGCAGCGGGGUUUUACAUGUGACCAUAGCAUCCCAAAGGUCCUGUGCACUAUUUUUCAGGAAUUUUAAAGGAAAACUGAUUUUUUUUUUGGAAUGUUUCCCCAUCAUCUACAAGCCUUAUGAGACAUGAACACAUAGCUCUCUUUUCUGUGCGUUUUAAAGAUAUAAAAACAGCUAACCAGAAGUAGCCAAAAAAAAAUGCACACAAUGGGAAGCACCUAUAAAGCCCUCUGAAAAGAACCUCCAUUUACAUAACAUGAGCUGCAUAUUAACCAAGCUACAGUGGUGCUAUUGUUAUUAACAUGGGUACACCCAAGAACUACGUGGUGUAGUGACACCUCGCCAGUGGUCCCAGGCCAUUAGCGAAAGCUGCCGCCACUGCUGUUUUUUUUAUUUUAGAGUUUGGAAAAAUCUGACGCUAGGUGUGGCUUUUCUUUCUAUGUUGCUAUGUGACAUCAAUGCACCCAGGCAGGGUACGAGUUCCGUUAAUGUUUGAAAAAGACCACAAUACAGUCAAAAUACCGUAAUUAUGAGAUGUUAUCAUGAAUGUGACUGUGACUACAUGCCCACAGCAUGGACUUAAAAGCACAAAACCUUGGAGGUUUUCAGAGGUCUUUUAAUUCCGGGCUUUCUAGGUUUAGGUGUGUCCCAUUAAGUGCAUUAAUUAGCUGCCUCUGGGCGGUGAAUUGUCAAAUUUGCAACAUUGGCCAUGAUGCAUUUUCAAAAAAACGAGUUGAAAAAAAAAAAGACUUCACUAGACCUGAUGUUUGAGACUCCAGAGGGGUUUGUUUACUAUUUUUAGUUUUCGGAGGUAGACUGCAGGUGUCCAAAUAUGACGUGAUGAUAAAAUACCGUCUCAUAUACCCCCCAAAAAACCUUGUCUGAAUAUAAGAAAGUCAACUUAUCAAAUGGUCUGAUAACUAGCUAAAUAUUGUAAACCAGUCACAAAUAUGAGCAACACGUAACAAGGAUUAUAUAUGAAAUUCUAUAUGCAUUGAUGUAAAUGAUAAGUGGAUGUGGGGUCUUCUUUAAAAGGUGUACGUUUGUGUGACGGAAAGGGUCAACUAGGACAAAUGUGUGUGGUGUUUUUGCUGUGUUGGCUUGACAGGGUUUUUAUUGUUAUGCUUUAUACAUAUAAGCUUUUUGUGUCAUGCUAUAUCAUAUUUAUAAUAUACUGUAGAAGUAUUUAACCUGUAGAAGUGAUGUUUUUAACUUUUAAAUCAAACAAAAGGGGGGUGUGCCUGUGAAUGCACCAGGAAGCUCCUCAAAGUUCAGGGUCCUAUUUUUUUUUAUUUAUUUUUUCCAUCAACUUGAUAGUCAGAUUUCACAGGUUAGUUUUCUCCACGUGCGCACACAUGCUAACUGGAGCUAAAGCACUGUUUUUUUAAUGGUUUCAUUCCAAAGUGUUGGCAAUGGCCUCGUAUUGUAUGAAAUAACAGCUAAUAGUCAAAACUGUGAUUUUCAGCUGUCCAGUGUUUCAUUGUACUACAUGAUAUCAGAUAUGAUGGUAAGCUGCUCACAACUGGAAACCAGUGCAGUGGAUCCCUGCCCAUUUGCAGGUUGUUGGUCAAGAAAUGACUUGUAAUUAGCGAAUACGAUAAUCCACAGGUGAGAUCGACCGAUACCGAUCACAUGUAUCAACUGUGCAUGAUUCUAUUUAUUUAUGACGAGUGCUAUUCCAAGGACCUCUUGCCAAUGGGUCAUUAUUAAAAAAUAAACUUUUGGGCAAAUUAAAAAAAAAAAUAAAAAAAAAUUUGUACUAUUUGACAUAAACCUGAAUUUUAUUUGAUGCAUGCUUGAGUAAUAUCAAUACAACGAAAAUAGAUUUUUACUCAAAACAACAAAAUACAGAAUAAGAUACAAAUAAAUAUCUUUAUUCAAUAGAAAUGUGGCCCGCUUAACUAAAGAACUUAUUGGAGUUGUCAACUAAUGGAUUUAUUCCAUUUGUAUCAUAUGACUUUACCACUCAAAGAGUGUGGCCAUGGUUUUUGUUACUUUGUGCUUUUUGGUAGAAAGUCAUAAAGUCUGAAUUCAACAGCCGCUCUAAAAACCUACUAAGAGUCGAAGCGCACACAGUAUUUGGAGGACAUAAUCGGUACCAUGUGCAAAAACACAUAUGGGCAUGCCUCGGGUGUGUCUUGGAACAUCACCCCAGCAAAUAGCAGGGAUCACCUGUACACCUACUGUAUAUUCUGCUGCAAUGGUAAAAAAAUAUAUAAGAUUGCACAUGGAGAGUGUGCAAAAUGAACCGUAUGUUACUGCGGGUACAGGGAACAGUGUAUCGAAAGUAAUGACCCCUAUGCUGCACUCCUGUUAAGUGUCAACAUGUAUCCAAAUAUGGACAAGUAGGAUUUGUUCAGGACUAAAGAAAGGUUUUGUUUUAUCACCAGCUUUAUUAUGUCUUUAUGCACCAUGUGACUAUGCAUAUUAUGAAACUAUUGUAUUCAUCAGAAAGUCUUUGAUUGUAGUGGCAUCACCACCCGACCUCAUAUAUGUUGUCUAGCAUGACAUCAUUCAAGGCACAAAAUGUUAGACAAUCCGUGCUGUUACACUCCACCAAUGUUUUCACCUCCACGUUAAUGCUGUCAGUAUUGGUGCAGUGUGUACUCUCCCUGUUUUCUAUGGUCUUCACAGCAAUAAAAAAAAAAGAUGUGACUUGUGUCUUCAAAAUGAAUCCGAUUCAUGCUUGACCUCACUUCAUUAGGUAUACAAUCCAAUACAGAAAAACUCCUAAAAACCCUUAAAAGUGCAGUGUCAAUAUACACUGUACCUUGACAUUUGAGUAGGUAUACUGUGCUCAACUAAGUGGAUCACUUACAGUUUUCGGUUUGAUAGCUAGCACAUUCUACGAGGGAAAUGAACGAGAACACUUUCUUUGGAUAUUUUUGUCCCUCGAACAAAAUCAGACAUUGACACAAAGUCAAAAGGUGUGUUUUAAUGUCUUUAGAUUUUUCUUUUUUUUCUGUGAUUUUCAAUAUAAACUUCUUUUUUGAUGGGGGCCGGGGCUAAUAUUGUGCCAACCCACCCCAAAUGUUUUAAUGUUUUAGUUCCCUGUGACCCUUGUGAGGAUAAGCGGUAGAAAAUGAAUGAGUUCUCCUAUUUUGUGUGGAAGUGGUAACUUUUUGGCUUCUUAUUUUGUCUUUCCCAACCUUCGGCCAUCUAUGUGUGGAGUUUGUAUGUUCUCCCCGUGCAUGCGUGGGUUUUCUC